AUGCUUCAUCAUGACUUCAGACUGCUCCCUAACGUCUUGAGCCACAGGCUUCUCUCACAGCAGGGCAGCCCGGGUGCCAUCAGUUACCGUCAUCGGGCCAUCCUCACCAGUUUUGCGACCUCCGUCCCUAUUCAUGUGGGCCUUGACCGCAAUGAGUCCACUCAGGAGCUCAUCCUCCAGCAUCUAGGUGUCCCCUAUGUGACUUUCUGCCACCUGUCCAGGGCCUCCAAUUCUGGUGUCAGAUCUUCUGCUCGAGGGCCUCGGGCAGAUGACAACUUUCAGCCUGCCGGACAGGUCUAUCCUGGCUCUGAUUGA
Messenger RNA from Linum trigynum, 315 nucleotides. NCBI's taxonomy places the organism in Eukaryota, Viridiplantae, Streptophyta, Magnoliopsida, Malpighiales, Linaceae. The record is from the annotation of a GenBank genome assembly.